GUGCUGUUUUUUUUCCCCCUAGUUUUAAUUUGGGAAUCAAGGCAUUGGAAAUACAGUAUACAUGGCACAGAUCAUAAAGUUUGUUCAGGCAGUUUUAAUUCUGCUACUUCAGGAUUACAUCACUGCUGAAGAUGGUGAAACAAGAGCAAGUUGCAGAACUGCUCCAGUGGAUUUAGUCUUCAUCUUGGAUGGCUCCUAUAGUGUUGGCCCAGAAAAUUUUGAAAUAAUCAAAAAAUGGCUUGUAAAUAUUACAAGUAAUUUUGAUAUAGGGCCAAAAUUUAUAGAAGUUGGAGUAGUUCAGUAUAGUGAUUACCCUAUACUUGAAAUCCCUCUAGGAAGUCAUGUAUCCAGUGAAAACCUAAUCCGUGAAAUGGAAUCCAUACACUAUUUAGGUGGAAAUACAAGAACAGGAAGAGCUAUCCAGUUUGCGAUUGACUAUCUUUUUGCCAAAUCCUCAAGGUUUCUAACUAAAAUAGCUGUUGUUCUCACUGAUGGCAAAUCCCAAGAUGAAGUUAAAGAUGCAGCAGCAGAGGCAAGAAAAAACAAAAUCACUUUGUUUGCUAUUGGUGUUGGCUCAGAAAUUGAGGAGGAAGAACUUAGAGCUAUUGCCAACAAGCCCUCAUCAACUUAUGUAUUCUAUGUUGAAGAUUAUAUUGCAAUUUCUAGAAUAAGAGAAGUAAUAAAACAGAAGCUCUGUGAAGAAUCUGUUUGUCCAACAAGAAUUCCAGUAGCAUCUCGAGAUGAAAAAGGAUUUGAUAUUCUCACAGGAUUGGGUGUGAAGAAGAAGGUUAAAAAGAAAAUUCAGAUUCCAUCUUCUAAUGCAAAAGCUUAUGAAAUAACAUCACGUAUUGACUUAACAGAAUUUACAAGGAAUGUGUUUCCAGAAGGCCUUCCUCCAUCAUAUGUGUUUGUCUCCACUCAGAGAUUUAAGGUUGGGAAAACGUGGGAUUUGUGGAGGAUUCUAAGCCUGGAUGGGAAGCCGCAAAUAGCAGUUACUGUAAAUGGGGAAGAUAAAACAUUAUCAUUUACUACUACAAGCUUAAUAAAUGGCACUCAGGUUAUUACUUUUACUGCACCUCAUGUUAAGACAUUGUUUGAUGAAGGUUGGCAUCAGAUCCGUCUCCUGGUAACAGAAGGGUAUGUAACUUUGUACGUGGAUGAUCAAGAAAUUGAAAUGAAGCCAUUACAUCCUGUUUUGGGUAUAUAUAUCAGCGGAUUAACCCAAAUAGGAAAGUACACUGGGAAAGAGGAAACUGUGCAAUUUGAUAUACAGAAACUAAGAAUCUAUUGUGACCCAGAACAAAAUAAUCGAGAAACUGCUUGUGAAAUCCCGGGAUUUAAUGGAGAGUGCAAGAAUGGCCCUAGUGAUGUGGGUUCCACGCCAGCUCCAUGUGUAUGUCCUCCAGGAAAGCAAGGACCUCCUGGUGCUAAAGGGGAUCCUGGACAACCUGGGAACCAUGGUUAUCCUGGACAACCUGGUCCAGAUGGUAAGCCUGGGUAUCAAGGAACAGCAGGAACUCCAGGAAUCCCAGGAAACCCAGGGAUUCAAGGACAACGUGGCAUACCAGGAAUCAAGGGUGAGCCAGGGAAAGAUGGUUUAAAGGGUGAACGUGGACUUCCUGGUUUUCCUGGAUUACAUGGGAUGCCAGCACCAAAGGGUGAGAAGGGCCCUAAAGGAGAUCAAGGACCACCAGGAGUUUAUGGAAAAAAGGGUGCAAAAGGAGAAAAAGGUGAUUCAGGUUUUCCAGGGGUGCAUGGACGACCUGGAGAACCUGGGAGAAAUGGGAAGGAUGGAUUACCUGGAAGUCCUGGUUUCAAGGGAGAAGCUGGACAGCCUGGUUCUCCUGGCCCAGAAGGACAUCAGGGUGAGCCUGGAAUUCCUGGAAUCCCUGGAAGUCAAGGAACGAAAGGACAAAAGGGUGAAAUUGGACCUUCAGGGCAACCGGGAACAAAAGGAUCCCCAGGAGAGGCAGGUACAAUAGGUCAUGAAGGGGCACCUGGUCUACCUGGAGCACCUGGGCAAAAGGGAGAUAAAGGUGAACCUGGAAUACAAGGGAAGCCAGGAUUAUCAGGAGCUAAGGGAGAACAAGGAGGAGUAGGUAUUCCAGGUGAACCAGGGUACUCGGGCAUGCCUGGGACACCAGGUACAAAGGGGAGCAAGGGAAGCCAGGGCGAAAGAGGUAUCCAGGGACAAAAAGGAGAAAAAGGAAGAUCAGGAACUCCAGGUUAUCAGGGAACAAAAGGACUGAAUGGAGAAAGAGGAGAGAAAGGUGAGAAAGGAGACCCUGGCAUUAGAGGCUUCAGUGGACAAAAAGGCGAGGCUGGCAUUCAUGGUUUGGUUGGACCUCCUGGACCAAGAGGACAGCCAGGGGACAGAGGACUCCCAGGGCCACCUGGAUCAGAUGGAAAACCUGGAAGGGAAUUUUCAGAAGAGUUUAUUCGCCAAGUUUGUACAGAUGUAUUGAGAACCCAGUUGCCUGUUAUCCUUCAGAGUGGAAGGCUGCACAACUGCAACCAUUGUCAGACUCAAAGUGCUCCCCCUGGCCUCCCCGGUCCACCAGGACCAACAGGUCCAGAAGGCCCUAGAGGUUUUCCAGGUUUGCCCGGAAAUGAUGGGGUUCCAGGUCUCUCAGGAAUUCCUGGGCGUCCUGGUACACGUGGAACAAGAGGGUUACCAGGAAAAAAUGGGGCAAAAGGUGGCCCAGGAAUUGGACUUCCUGGUGAACAAGGUCCCCCAGGUCCUCCAGGUCCUGAAGGUCCACCUGGUCUUAGUAAAGAGGGACGUCCUGGAGAGCCUGGGCAGCCUGGUAAAGAUGGAGAUCGUGGGAAUCCUGGAAUGCAAGGACCAGCUGGACCCCCUGGAAUUUGUGAUCCAUCAUUAUGUUUUAGUGUAAUUGUAGGAAGAGAUCCAUUUAGAAAGGGGCCAAACUAUUAAUUUGUGAUGUGUUAGAAUAAUAGGUAUGGUGCUUGUCUUCUACAGUUUUUCAUGUCUCAGGAAGAUGACUAGCAAUAAUCCCAUAAACAGGAACAAAAGUACCUCUGAUUUUAUAAAGGAUCUAGGAUAAGACUCUAGAAGAUCACACAUUCCAUUUUAAUGUAUCUGCCAUUGCUGUUGAAUAAUUAGCAUAAAUUAAAUCUCAAAGUCUUUGAGAGAGAGACAUGAUUUUAACAUGAAUAAAGUAAAUCAUAUCUGCUGUUUAGUUUGUAAGUGUCCUAUUAUGCUCCUGAUCCCACUGAAGUUCAUUCCUAAAGCUUUUUUUUUUUUUAAACUCCAUUGGGAGCAGGAGCAGGGCCUAAAUAUUUAAAUUACUGUGAAAUAUUUCACAUUAGGCUACAUAUGCAGUAUUUGAUUUUCAAAGGAUAUGGCUGGCUUUUACUUCAUAUGUGUGUGAAUCUCAUUGGCUUAUGUACAUUACAUAUUUCAUAGCUCAAGGUUUUCCAUUACAAAAAAAAUCCUAUUUUUUUAUAAAAUUCAGAGAAGUAUCUGGCUUCCUUAUGGAAGUAAUUUCACCACUGAGUAAUCAGUUCUUUUAUCUAAGCAUCAGGGUGAAAAAGAAGAACUCCCAUUGACACUGCUGCAGCCAGGGUUUUACUUCAGAGUGAUGCAGACUGUGUGGGUAGAUUAACUUAUAUACGAAUUACCUUAUUUUAAAAAAUAGAUUUUAUUUGGUUUGUACCUGCAGUUGGCCAGAAAUGAAAAUCACAGUUUUGUACAAUGAAGUUUAGCAAUUUUAAUAUGCUCAGUUUAAUCACAGAUCAAAAUUCAAUUCCUUUGGUGUCCUUUAUAAGAGCUGAAGUUGUCAAAUGCAAGAAGCAGGUUUAUAAGAAGAAAGUUCUUCAUACUUUUCACUAAUGGCCAUGUUUGUUACGCUGCUUUAUCUUCCAUUUUAAGCAAGACUUUUUUUAUGUUAACUUUCAUUGUAUGCACUGCUGGCAAGACCCAUAGCUUGCUUUCUGAGUAAAAAGCAAUUGCACAAGUCCCGUUUACAAUUUUAGUCCAAUUUUAAAUUAAUGCAGAGUCCUUAACCAGAGCUUUAUAUGCAGCUUUCCACUUUCCCUUCCCCCCGCAACAUGCUGUUUCACUGUUGUCAUACUAAAAAGUUUGUUUAAAUGUUUGACAUUCAAGGUAAAAUAAAAUUUUGUACAGACUUGGGGGUAAUGUGA
Molecule: messenger RNA, 4164 nt
Organism: Gavialis gangeticus (Gharial)
Lineage: Eukaryota; Metazoa; Chordata; Crocodylia; Gavialidae
Product: collagen alpha-1(XXI) chain-like
Exons: 29
Coding region: 62-2935 (957 amino acids)
Source: RefSeq, a predicted model, not a curated record